AUGAGUGUCAAGAGUUUAAAUUUAUAUGACUUAAAAGAACUGUCUCUUCAAAACGAAGGAUUGGCAUUAAUAGAAAUGCGCCAGAAUUUUGGUGUAUUACAUAAUGCACCGAAAUGCAUAAGAGGGCAUAAAAUGACAUUAACACGCGAAGAAGUGUCUUUGGAUAAAAUCAAAUGGAAGUGCAGGGAAAAACAAACUAAAGUAGUAUGUAAUAUUGUAAUUCAUGAACUUCUUAGUUCAUGA
Messenger RNA from Macrosiphum euphorbiae (potato aphid), 243 nucleotides. The record is from the annotation of a GenBank genome assembly. NCBI's taxonomy places the organism in Eukaryota, Metazoa, Arthropoda, Insecta, Hemiptera, Aphididae.